UUCGACUUAUCCGCCAUCUUUAUUAUUAUUAUUAUUAUUAUUAUUGUUAUGAUCAUGAGUCUGGUGCAUGACGUGCUGUCAGAUGCUACAGUGACAGUGUUGGCUUAUGGAUGAGAUCUGACAACAGCACAUACCUCACAAAGAGGCGCUCAGGGCGUGUUGUAACUCUAUAUGCUGUAAAGGAAAUCUGACGCAAAAUGUUGCACAGGAAAAUUAGGGAUUAUUAAUAUCUAGGGUCAUGUUGGAAUUAAACACCAAAAUGGAUUAAGUAAAAGAAAGCCAGUGCACGCUCCAGCUGCAGCCUCUUCCUCCUGUGGGUCGCUUGUGUCUCUACAUUAUUGAUUCCCAGAGGCUGCUGCUGCUGGCCAAUAGGCUUCAGAGACAGUUUUUUCAAAGGGAUGGGAGCAGAUGAAGUGAUGAGAUUCGUGUAACUUUUGGAUGACCCCUUCUUGACAAAGACAGUGUCCAUCAAUUGUCCUCAGUCAUUAUUCGCUGCUUUUAUGCCAUGGGGCUUUUUGUAUCUUUUGUUGGUUUCUCUGUUGAACACCGUGCCUCCACGUUAGAGCUUAGAAACUGAUAUAUUUGUAUAUCUGCGUGCAUAAAUCGACUCUAAAUGCAGCCAGGGUUUCAUGUUUCUUUUUAAAUAUAUGAUUUUAAAGUUAAAUAUUGGGGUACAUUCUGAAUUAUGUGUGUUUUUCUUAUUUUCCCAGCAUGCUUUUUUAUUAUCCAAAAUGCGCACGCAGAUGUUUCAUUGCAAUAUUUGUUUUUCCGCCACCGGGGUGUAAUUUUGGUGUAUCUUAAGUUAGAUAAAAUUGCUUUUAGUUGUAUGUUUACCCGUUUAUGGACCAGCAUCACCUCUAUUGGCCGAUCUGGUCACAUGGUUCGCUAACUUUAUUCAGUUGACACCAAGUAGGAGGGCUUUAUGGAGGGAGGAAAAAAAGACAACUCGAGAAAAAUUAGUAUUUUCUACCUUCAGAAAUUAAUGGCCAUGAGUUCGUAUAUGGUGAACUCUAAGUAUGUGGAUCCCAAAUUUCCUCCCUGCGAGGAAUAUUCACAAAAUAACUAUAUACCUGAGCAGGGCUCGGACUACUACAGUCCAUCGCAGGACACAGACUUUCAGCAUCCAGGGAUCUACCCACGGCCAAACUACACGGAGCAGCCCUUCAGCUGCAACACUGUGCAGGACUCCACAGUGCAGCCACGGGGUCAUGUGCACGAGAGAUCCAGCCACUCGAGUCCUUUUAGCGCACAGACUGAGCAGGGGCCCCCGGUCCAAGUGGCCGGACCCCGGACUUGUGGACAGCAGCAAAACACAAAGAGCCAAAAUGGGAUACAGUCCAAGCAGCCUGCAGUAGUUUACCCCUGGAUGAAGAAAGUCCACGUAACUACUGUGAACCCGGAUUACACAGGAUCUGAGCCCAAACGGUCCAGAACAGCUUACACCCGGCAGCAGGUUUUGGAGCUUGAAAAGGAGUUUCAUUUUAACAGGUAUCUGACCAGGCGGCGACGGAUUGAGAUUGCCCACACUCUUUGUCUCUCCGAAAGGCAGAUCAAAAUCUGGUUUCAGAACAGACGGAUGAAAUGGAAGAAAGAUCACAAACUCCCCAACACCAAGGGCAGAUCUGCACCAACCUCCAGCCAUCUGCAGAGCAUGCAGAAGGAUAACCAGACUGAUAUCACGUCAUUAUAAGAGAGGAGGAAGGUGUCACGCACCUUUUUUUUUUUUUUUUUAGAAAUAAACUGUACAUAAAAAAGACAAAAGGGUGCAUCUGACUUCUGCAUGGACUGAUGUUGUUUUUAGCCUUUUAUUUUUUAUUUAACAAAAAAGACCCCAGCAGUGUUGACUCGAGACUGAGUCAGAAAAUCAAUCAGCCUUUAUAAGUCAGAUGUUUGAAAGUUCUUCCUUGUUUUAUUUCCUCAAAGAGACAAAAACAUCGAAACUUUUCUUUUUCUUUCCUUUAUUUUUUCCCUUUGGACGUUUACCCACCUGAGGACAUUUAAUGAGCAACCUCGGCUGAUUUCAUGGAUUUAAACAAAAGUGUUGCAGCUCUUCUCACGUGGAUUCACGCUGGUUUAAAGAUUGAAAUGUCUUUAUUCAGAGCAGGAGAGCCCUUGGUUCAAAUUCUACACACACACACACACAAAGGAUAUUUCAGUUUUUCCUGCUAUUGAAACCUCACAUUAAACGCACAACAUAUAUAUAUAUAUAUAUAUAUAAAUAUACUUGAAGGAACCAUUAUUUGCAUUUAGAGCACGCCAAACACACUUUCGUUAAGUUGCAAAAACCCCGGUGAAUCUCUCAGCUCCAGGUUUCUUUGUGACUCGUAUGUUUUAAUUUAUUUUGUACAAUAAAGCUUUGAAAUUUUCUUAGCCUAAAUAUUAUUCCCAAAAGCAAGACAUUCCUGUGUGCAUACUAUUCUGAGUGCCCUUAUAAAUCUCUCCUGACAUCUUUGUAAACAGUGUACAUUUUCAGAGGCUCUCUCGUGCCAUUUGGAAAUCUUAUAUGAAAGAUCAUUUGUUCCUGCAUGGCAUCGAAAAUGAAUAUUGGAUGUUUCUCAUCGGAAAUAAUCAAAUCCAGAAUAUUUAGGAGUAUAAUUGUUUAUUUUUCUUGAUAUGAUUUUUUUACGUCAUUAUUUAUUUGUUUAAAAAGUGUAAAUUUUCGUAUAGCACACAUACAGUUUUAAUUAAUUCGUUAAACUUUAAUUAAUCUAAAAAAAAUAUGUUUGAACUCUUGUGGAUCAUUAGCAUGGCUUUAUGCAGAAGUUUUAGUCUUUAGUUCAUGUGGGAAUCUUCUAGUUUUUCAUUGACACAACCGAGGGGGGGCUUUCACGUCACGUCUCAAGACAGAUAUUUCUUGUUUUAUACCGUCAUUGUCCUCGGACAACAAACAAAAAAAGCCCAGAAGCUCUCCCAGUACGAAGAAGGUCUUCUCUGUGAAGUCUUCACCACGAGACGAUUGAAAAGGUAUUUCAACCGAAGGUCGACAAAAGCAGCAGUGGCAGGUUCAUCCAGGGGACACAUUUCAGCCGCAAGGACUGACCCCAGCACCCCUGACCCGCCGGACAAGCAGCAUUUUCUCUCCCAGGCGCUCUUCGCUUUGGUUUGGAGGCUUUUUUUGUCCACACUUAAAAAACCAAAGCAUUCAAAGCAAGAGUCAGUGCGUCAAUCUCCAUAGUUUCUACACGUGUUUUAACAGUAUUUUUUCAGCCCCCAAAAAGCUUCUGGUUUGUGCAUUUGUCUCAUGUCAAUAUGCAAUCUUUUUGGUUUUAUUUUUGUACAUGCUUUUUACCUUGUAUUGUGUAUUGAGAUGCGAGAAGUAUAUUGGAAAAUAAAGAUUUCUACUGAUUAUGCAUUUAAA
Epinephelus lanceolatus (giant grouper) is the source of this 3358-nucleotide messenger RNA. It is a transcript of the gene hoxd4a, whose product is annotated as homeobox D4a. Gene Ontology annotation, biological process: positive regulation of transcription by RNA polymerase II; embryonic skeletal system morphogenesis; anterior/posterior pattern specification. The record is from RefSeq and is a predicted model, not a curated record. Gene Ontology annotation, molecular function: RNA polymerase II cis-regulatory region sequence-specific DNA binding; DNA-binding transcription factor activity, RNA polymerase II-specific. Gene Ontology annotation, cellular component: nucleus; nucleoplasm. Lineage: Eukaryota; Metazoa; Chordata; Actinopteri; Perciformes; Serranidae.